CAGUACUGUAGAAGAUUAAUCAGAUGCCUUCUGUACAUUCCCUGCAUCACAUGCUGUGUCACGCAAACCUUGAAACACUGACCACAUAAUUUAAAUGCAUGAAUAAUUAGUUGAGCAUAAUGGAAGGCACUCAUACUAUCCUCCAAUUGUACAGCCCCAUUAUGGAACUCUGCUACGUCAGCUUCUAUCUCCCCGAGGCGAAAGUUAGAGGAUUUACAUACAAGGGCUGUGUAACUCUAGACAGAUCCUGUAAACGUUUCCAUAAUUGCUAUCAAGUAAGGGAAGGAUCCCAGACAGCAAAACUGAGAGAGCAUCCUUCUGAAAAUAUUGGAGAUAUUUUUUUCAAACAAACUACCACUCGAGACAUUCUUACUGAGCUGUAUAAAUUGACUGCUGAAAAGGAGAGACUGGUAGCUAACCUGCUAAAUUCACACAAUAUUUUGGGGAUUAAAAUGGGAAAUCAGGAUGGGAAGCUUCAGGAUGUUUCAGGAGUCAUGGCAUUGCAUAAUGAGGAUAACAUGGACUUUAAGGAUCACCAAGAGUCCUUUCUGGGAUUGAUGGACAAGGAAACCGGCUUGAAAAACAAAAAGACAAGGAAAUUUAGCAAAAGGAAAGAGAACAUGGAGGAGUUUUUAUACAAGAAAGGGGGAAAAAGCGUUCAUGAAAAUGACUUGCAGCCUUCUUCUGUGUUAAAUAGGAAAGAAAUUCAGUUGGGAAAUAACAGGAUACUUUCCAACAGAUUACCUCCUGGCAGCUCUCCCAGUUCCUUUUCCAUUUCUAAUUGGCAGGCAGCAGAAACCAAGGAUGAUUUACCACUGGACACACAAAUUCAACCAGAAAGAUGGAGCGAAGCCGGGUAUUUUCUUAAGAUCGGUGGGCCUGUGGAUUCGGAUGCAGACCUUUCUGAUUCUCUAUCUGAAUAUGACAAUGAGGUGUUUGGAAGCUGUAUUAUGUACCCCACUAGUAGUCUAUUGAAUGAUGCAGAGGGAAAUCUUAAAUCUGUGAAGAUACAACACAGCAGCCCUUUGCUCAAUUCUCAGCAAGACAACUUCUCUAAUAGAUUUGAGGCCUUAAAUAAGACUGCAGUGACUGGUAACCUGAAUAACUGUAAGUAUGCUGAGCAAACCUGCAAUAAGAAACUUGCAGCCAGGGUUGUUGCUAAAGUACAAGAUUUAAAAGCUUGUGUGCAGAAAGUUGUACAGACUUAUGAAGAAUCUGAGACCAUUUCUUACCCUGAGUUUCAAGGAGAUGAGACUAGUACUCCUAUUCUUGCCACAGUGCACAAUGAAUUUAUUCCCAAAGCUGAUAUAUUUACUGUAGAUGAUGUUGCUGUGGACUCCAAAAACACUGUGAUGCCAGCAAAGGAACGAGGUGACUCUGUGUUACAGCAUGAAGGAAAGAAAGUAUGCAUUACUGAUGAGUCAUACAACCUUACGGGAGCAGUCAAUAAAACCCUUCUGAAAGUUAGACAGAGUGACAGUUUAGAUGAAGCUGCAGAAUGGAGGAAACUGCAACAAAUUACAAGAGCAGACAGAAAACUACCAGGCUCAAUGCAUGACCAAAGACCUCUGGUACCUCAGGAAAGCAGCAAACGUUUGUUUUUAAAUCUGCCAAUAAAUAUAAGUCCUAAUAUUUCUCAGACAAAUACCAAUCUCAAACCGGAAGAGAAAAGGCAGCUUUCACCCUCUUUAGCAGCAGUGAGUAAUGUUCUUAAUUUACAUCCAUUAUCUAACACACACAAACAAAUGUCACCUAUUCCUUCUCCUUUAUCUUCGAGAUUGUCUAGCCCACAACUUCACCAUCGGAUUCUUCCACUGCCUGCACAGAAUGCUGAGGAGGAAUCAGCGUUCAGUGAUUAUUGCGGUGGGAGACACAAUGCCAUGGACUUCUCCUUUGCUAGGAGUUUGGAAUCACAGUUUCAUCUGAAGUUUCCUGAAACUGGAGAAUCAGGAUUUUCCAUAAGACAACUCAGCCAGCAUCUGAGUGCAACUGGAGAGCAUUUUGAAAAGUGUAGUAUACUGGGAACACUAACUACACAGACACAGCAACAGCUAAGCCCAGGUUUGUCUUGUUUUUGGCAUUAAGAGCCCCCAUAGAAAUACAGAUAUAGAAUUGUUAUUCUGGUUUAGCUUGUUGUUUGUCUUUUUUAAUAGUACCUAGUCCCUAGCGUCUGAAUAGUGCAUUUGUAAGGGAAGUAAGUUUAUUACUACUAAAGGCUUUGAUUAGAAAAACUGAAAAUGUAUUGGGCUUUUAUAUUGGCAGUUAGGUUAAGAACAUUUAUCUUUAAUAAAGUGCUUUGCU
This is a messenger RNA of Gavialis gangeticus (Gharial), 2301 nucleotides long. RefSeq names its product formin-1-like. Lineage: Eukaryota; Metazoa; Chordata; Crocodylia; Gavialidae. The record is from RefSeq and is a predicted model, not a curated record. The transcript has a single exon. Bases 120 to 2084 code for a protein of 654 amino acids.